GACUUACCGUGGUCUGGCUUUAAAUGUAUUAAAUUCACGUGCUUCGUCAAAUGACAGCAACUGCUAGAAAGAGGACGAAAACACAAUUUAUCUCAGCAGCGGUUAGCUGUGUGUUAAAUUUAAUUACCGGGACGUGGAUGACUUCUAAAUGAAACUGAUCGUCCCUUGAGCCGCCUGAGUUGUGCUGUUAGCUGCUAAGCAGAAAACUUCCGGAGAACUGUUCAGCUACUUGCUUUAGUAACCAGAGAAGCUCUUUGCGGGAUAUGCUGUCAGAUCCCCUGAAACAACUGAAAGAUCUAACGCAGCUCAAAAAUCAGUUGGAAGAGAUCCAGAGGCGAGUAGAGAACGAAGUGUCCGCAGGAAUCCCUCAGGGAGGCUCUGUGCUGGGAUCUCCUUUUCUGAAGGGCUUUUUGGCUGGUUAUGUGGUGGCCAAGCUUCGCUCUUCUGCCAUCCUGGGAGUUCUGCUGGGAACAGUCACUGGCAUUUACGCAGCUCAGAACUAUGCAGUGCCCAACAUUGAAAGGACUGUUAAAGAGUAUAUGAACAGCUUGAAAAAAGGACCAAAGUAAUUUGGGCUGACUGCCAGUCCUGUCAGUGACAUAAUACGCACAAGAGGAAGAAACACUCUUGCAGCUGCUGGCUCAUGACAGGUCAGAACGCAACAUUUUGUGUAAACUGGAUAAUGGAUAUAAUCAUUUAACUGGAAUUUUGCUGGGGACUAAAAAAGACUUGCUUUUUUUAAACUUG
Messenger RNA from Amphiprion ocellaris (clown anemonefish), 747 nucleotides. Its product is annotated as SLC35A4 upstream open reading frame protein. NCBI's taxonomy places the organism in Eukaryota, Metazoa, Chordata, Actinopteri, Pomacentridae. The record is from RefSeq and is a predicted model, not a curated record. The transcript is spliced from 3 exons. The coding region runs from base 264 to 569 and encodes 101 amino acids.